This is a messenger RNA of Populus nigra (black poplar), 2466 nucleotides long. RefSeq names its product protein ESMERALDA 1-like. The record is from RefSeq and is a predicted model, not a curated record. NCBI's taxonomy places the organism in Eukaryota, Viridiplantae, Streptophyta, Magnoliopsida, Malpighiales, Salicaceae. The transcript has 10 exons. The coding region runs from base 261 to 1970 and encodes 569 amino acids.
AACUCCAAACUCUCUCUCUCUCUCUCUCUCCACUACCACGUGCUCCCUCCCACUCUCUGUCUUUCUUUCCUCUACUAAAAUCAUUACAAACAAGAGAGGGAGAGGGAGAGGGGGAGGGGGAGGGGAGAAACCAAGAAAGAAACCGUAGAGAGAGGGAGAGCACCCAGACAAAAACACAGGCAUGCAUGACGACACGUCGUAGUAAAGAAGUAAUCAAAACGACGAAGAUCCAAAUCGAAUUACUACUACAAUUCCACUAAAUGCACGCGUACAAUAGAAUACCUAGCAGCGGCCACUCGACACCCUCACCGCCUCAAUCGCCGCUCCGUUCACCUAGGUACCGUCACGGCAGUGGAGGAGGAGGCCGGUCCAAGCCUGGGCGGUUCACUCCUUCCUCCUAUCCGCCUGGACGUAACCUCGCACACCGCCUCGCCUGGUUCCUCCUCUCCGUCCUCCUCCGUCGCCAGGGGAUUUUCCUUUUCGCUCCUCUCAUUUAUAUUUCUGGUAUGCUUUUGUACAUGGGAACGGUGUCGUUCGACGUUGGCCCUAUAAUUGACCAUAAGCCUGCUCCCGGUUCGGUUUAUCGGAGCCCUCAGAUUUACGAGAAGCUUCGACCGGAAAUGGAUGCCGAUAAUUCAUCUGCUGAUGCGCUAUCAACUGUGUGGAAAAACUCGUAUAAAAGUGGUGAGUGGAGGCCGUGCAUAAACAAAUCUUCUGAAGGCUUACCUGAAUCAAAUGGUUAUAUCUAUGUCGAGGCAAAUGGUGGCCUGAAUCAGCAGAGGACUUCGAUAUGCAAUGCGGUUGCUGUGGCGGGCUAUCUUAAUGCAACUCUACUCAUUCCUAACUUUCAUUAUCAUAGCAUCUGGAGAGAUCCUAGCAAAUUCAAAGACAUCUAUGAUGAGGACUAUUUUAUCAGUACAUUGGAAAAUAUUGUAAGGGUGGUUGAUAAGAUUCCUGGAUACCUUAUGGAGCGUUAUGAUAACAACAUGACUAAUGUCCAUAACUUUAGAGUAAAAGCAUGGGCACCCGUUCAGUAUUACAGGGAUGUUGUCCUUCCAAGGCUAUUAGAAGAAAGGGUCAUAAGGAUUUCUCCUUUUGCAAAUCGCUUAUCAUUUGAUGUUCCUCCAGCUGUUCAACGGCUUAGAUGUUUGGCAAAUUAUGAAGCUUUAAGGUUUUCAAAUCCCAUAUUAACUAUGGGAGAAACAUUGGUUGCGAGAAUGAAAGAACGCAGUGCGAGCCAUGGUGGAAAAUAUGUUUCUGUCCAUCUUCGCUUUGAGGAGGACAUGGUUGCUUUCUCAUGCUGUGUAUUUGAUGGUGGAGGGCAAGAAGCUAAAGACAUGAAAGCAGCGAGGGAAAGAGGUUGGAAAGGAAAGUUUACAAAGCCUGGUCGAACUAUACGUCCUGGGGCAAUUAGGCUCAAUGGGAAGUGUCCCCUUACUCCGUUAGAGGUUGGAUUGAUGCUUAGGGGCAUGGGUUUUGAUAAAAACACGUAUAUCUUUUUGGCAUCUGGAAAGAUUUACAAUUCUGAAAAAUACAUGGCCCCACUGUUGGAAAUGUUUCCGAAUCUGUUAACUAAAGAUAUGCUGGCAUUGGAAGACGAACUUGAUCCGUUCAAGAAUUAUUCUUCUAGGAUGGCUGCAAUAGACUACACGGUGUGUCUUCACAGUGAGGUAUUUGUGACAACUCAAGGUGGCAACUUCCCCCAUUUUUUGAUGGGCCAUAGAAGAUUCUUGUAUGGUGGACACUCAAAGACGAUCAGGCCAGACAAGCGCAAGUUAGCAAUGCUCUUUGAUAAUCUGAAAAUCGAUUGGAAGAGCUUCAAGCGACACAUGCUGAAUAUGCGGUCUCACAGUGAUUCUAAAGGAUUUGAAAUCAAAAGGCCAAAUGACUCCAUAUAUUCCUUUCCGUGCCCAGAUUGCAUGUGCCAUGUUAACAGAACAGAAGAUUCAAGAUCAUCUUCAGCUACGUGAUCUGCUUGGAGAUAGAUCUUGAUGGUUGUUUCUUCUACUGGUAUUUUGUGGACACAUUUUGUGGACACACCAUAUAUUCCACUUCUUGCAUCUCGUGAUUCUUUCAUUUUUUUCCCCUUCCCACAUGGUGGGAGAGAAUACACUUCAAUAUUGGGAGUUUCAAGGAUUUAUUUGAGUUCACAUUCAUCAGAUUAUUUCCCACGAAUCGAUACAGGGAAACUGCAACUUGCAACUUUUUGUACAUGAUGCCAGAGGACGCAGAUUACAUUCUUUCUCUGCGGGGAUUACCCUGGGUAUUAACUGAGCAUUGUUUUAAUACAUGCUGCUGCAGCUGCUGUAUCUAACAAGCUGUAAAAUGGAUAGUCAGAUUCUUUUGUACCCUGGUUUUUUCAUUGCUUGUAAAUUUGUUGAGGUUUCAUACACGUGUAAGACCCUAGAAACAGAACGAGUUUUUUUUUGUAGAUUUGUGAAAAUUCAGGGUAUCCAUUUUUUGUUA